UAAAGACAUCACCCAUCUUUAUAAUCACAGAUAUGGGUUUUUGAAUUUGAAGUUUUGUUGGAAGUUGGAACAAAGGAAAUAAAAAAUUAAAGACCAGAGGACUUAAAGAAAGUCAACGACCAAAGGUUUUAGUAAGUCUAAGUCUCUCUGAAUCAAAACAUUCAUCACAAUCAUUAAUCAGAAGAAGAAGAUGGUACAGGUGAUUCCCACACAUAUCAAAGAUGUCUGGGACGAAUGGAACAUCAGAGGAAUUGUGAUUCUCAGUCUCACGAUACAGACAAUACUCAUCAUCUUAGCACCAUUGAGGAAACGAACAUCCAACAGGUUCCUGGCUUUAACCUUGUGGUUGUCUUACCUCUUAGCAGAUUGGUCUGCAAACUUUGUGAUUGGACUUAUUGCCAAGAAUCAAGGGAAAGACUUAGAGCCAGAUGAUCCUCCUCAAGAUAAGAAGCUCUUGGCUUUGUGGGCACCGUUCUUGCUCUUACAUCUUGGUGGACCAGACACAAUCACUGCAUACUCUCUCGAGGACAAUGCUCUUUGGCACAGACACUUCCUUGGCUUGGCUUUACAGGCUGUUUCUGGUGCCUACGUGGUUAUCCAGUCUCUACCUAAUUCUCUUUGGGUGAUCAUACUGCUUUUGUUCAUUUCUGGGACUUUCAAGUAUCUGGAGAGGACGAUCGCCUUGUAUCUCGCGAGCUCAGACAAGUUCAGGGGUUCAAUGCUUGACGUUCCUGAUACGGAUUCUAAUGAGACCCGCCUCCCGAGAAAGGAAGACGACUUGAUGCCUACUGAAAACUACACGCAGUAUGGUAGACAAAAGAGACCAUUAAGGCUAGAAAACCCCGGUAACUUGACACACCUCGAGAUCCUUCAGUUUGCUUUCUGGUUUUUCAAUAACUUCAAGAGUCUUGUGGUCAAUAACAUCUUUAGCUCUGAGCAACGAGACGAGAGCAGAGAAUUCUUCAAGAAUCUAAAAGACGAAGAAGCUUUGAGGAUCUUGGAGGUGGAGCUCGGUUUUAUCUACGAAGGUUUAUACACAAAAGUCUCGGUUCUUCAUACUUGGAUUGGAGCUUUGACUCGAACCAUAGCAUUGGGAUCUCUUCUGUCAGCAUUUGGCAUCUUUCAUUACAGAACCAAGAAGAGACAUGAGUUUCACGGAGCUGAUAUAGUGAUCACCUACACUUUGUUCUUAGUUGGAAUAGCUCUUGAUCUUGUAUCUCUCCUCAUGAUUCUCCCCUCAGACUGGACAUUUGCUGUCAUCAGUAGGAUAAACGAAGACGAAGUAGACAGCGGCUCAUGGAUAGACCCUGCACUCAAGUGGUUCCUCGGUUUGAAGAAGCUGCACUGGAAGAAGCAAAAAUGCUGCGGAGGAGUCGAACAUGAGGUGCUUAACACGCCGUUUCUAAUCCAAAGAUGGGCAGGAAGCAUGAAGAUGUUUAACUUCAUCACAUACUCUGUGAAAGCAGAUAUAAAAAGGAUACAUGACGUCAAGGGUAGAAAACGUCGGCUUGUGUGGACGACUAUACUUUACCCUUUCAUUUUCAUCACCAACAUCUUCAAGAAGCUGUUCGAGAAGAUCGCCAAUUGGAAUGAUGAUCUUCACCAGUAUAUCAAAGAUGUCAUUGGUCAGUGGUCGGAAGAAAAUUCAGUAGCUCAUUACGUUUUCAUUAUUGUUGAGUUCUGGUUCAUGAUACCUCACUGCUUCACGUUUCUUGGCAACUACAUCACCAACUCCCUCGGCAUCAAUGAUCUGGUAGAUGAGAUCAGUAUGAUAAGAUCUGUACACAGUGAACCAUUGACAAAAGAGCUGUGGGGUUUCAUAUUUGAUCAGCUUAAAUCCAGACUGAAGCGUCGUCCACGCAACGAGAGAAGAAAAACGAAAGCCGGAAGGAAAGGAUGGGAUUCUGGCAACAUUGAAUUAGAUAUGGCGGAUCCAGAACGGUUGAUGCGUUACAUAGCAGAUGUUGAUUUCGACCGGAGCCUUAUGCUGUGGCACAUAGCAACUGAGCUGUGUUACCAAGAAGAAGCACCCACUAUGGCUAACUGUGACAAAGACCGUGAGUUCAGUAAAAUCCUCUCCGACUACAUGAUGUAUCUCUUGAUUAUGCAGCCAAAGCUGAUGUCAGAGGUUGCUGGGAUAGGGAAGAUCAGGUUUAGAGACACGUUAGCCGAAGCUGAAAAGUUCUAUAAGAGGUGGCAUAUUGAGAACUUGAGGGACGUGCAAAGAGCAAGCCGUAAGAUUCUUUCGGUGGGGAUAGAGAUUCAUCCGAGGGAUGUCAAAGGUAACCAAAGCAAAUCUGUGUUGUUUGAGGCUAGGGCACUGGCGAAACAACUCAACAAGAUAAAGAAGCAAAGUGUGGAUGGAGAUGAAGAAAACAUGUGGAGUGUGGUAAGCAAAGUGUGGAUGGAGUUGCUGUUCCACGCAGCGUGCAAUUGUGAUGCUGCAGCGCGUAUGGAGCAGCUUAGCAGAGGAGGAGAGUUACUCGUUUUUGUUUGGCUAGCAUUGGCUCACCUCGGCCUUGGAGGUCAGUUGAGUUCAUCAGCAAACGAGGAAAAUUGAUUUGAGUUGAAACGUAUCCAUCGUUCCUUCUGUUGUUUUGAUUACACAUUGUGCACAAUCUGAAGAAGUAGUCUCACAUCUUUCGUGAGUAAUUUUGCCUGCAAGAAAAAUAUGGAGCACUGAAAGAAAAAUUUCACUUAUUUUUUUUUUGUAGCGACCUUAGUCAGUACUGAGAUGGGCAAACUUAAACACAAAAUCUAGCAUAUAUGCUAAAACUUGAGCCCAUUCAAAAUCUACAUAGAACAUUCAGAACAAACAAACUAAUAAGUAUAACUUUUUUCAAUUAAUGACAAAUCAACAUCAACACCAAUAACAAUGUCUGAUCAUCUCUCACCAAGAAUUUGAAAAAAAGAAAAUGUCAUAGUCUCAUAGAUUAGAAUGAGCAGUAUGAGUGAUCAUUAAAGCGCUGCAAAUUCAAAAUCUUCGACUCAUUUUAUCAAAAGAGCUGCAAAUUCAACAUCUUUAGCUCAUUUUAUCAUUAGCCAAACACUCACUAGAGCUUCAAAGCAACCAGAUUUAUUGAGCCAAUUCCAAAAACGAAAUUGUUGUGAACCAGAGGACUGAUUCAAACUUCAAGCAAACAUAAAAAAAAAAAAAAACAAAACCACACAUAUAAUAAUCGAGUUCGAAUCCAAUUUACCCGUUGUCUCGCCACUCCCAAAUCUUUCCCCUCUCCCCAAUUUUUUUUUUUUUUUGUUUUCUCGUCUUCCGACUGGCUAAGAGGACGAAGAUAGCCGGAAAAAAAAAAAAACAUCUGUUAUAACGGAGCCGUGUACUAACUAAAACGCAGCGUUUCGUUUAAUUGUGAAAAAACAGAGGAUUGGGGAAGAGUACCUUUCGUUUCAAAGCCAACAAGAUUAAUUAGGGUUCUUCUACAUACACACGAUCUCCAAUUAUUCUCAUUCAAGGUUUGGAUUCUUAAUUUUUCGUAAUAUUGGUUUUUCUCAUCUUCAUCUUUAUAUACUGUAAUUGGCUAAAUUUGCGAAAAUAAAACUACUAGAAGUUAAAGAGUGUCUCAGUUUUUCCAAGUUGUCUAUCCUUUUUUUUUUGUUGUUGUUCUUGUUGUGUGUGCGUUUUGCUUCAUCGUUUCCCGUUUGAUGUAUUUCUGGUUAUGUUUUCGAGUGUUGUUGUUAUGCGAGGCAUUUGAAUCAAUGAGUUAAAGGAAGAAAUGUAUUAUGAAUC
This is a messenger RNA of Camelina sativa (false flax), 3742 nucleotides long. The record is from RefSeq and is a predicted model, not a curated record. NCBI's taxonomy places the organism in Eukaryota, Viridiplantae, Streptophyta, Magnoliopsida, Brassicales, Brassicaceae.